UAGAUCAGUGACUACUUUGUCAUAGAUGCGAUUAUAUUCAAUCGUAGACGGUGGCAAUUUUUCUGGGAGAGUUUUGUCAAUUGCAUAUACCGCAUAUUUAUAAUUCAUACAAAAUUUUACCAUUUCUGUAAUACGUGAUUACAAACGUACAAAGUGGGGAAAAUGUGGUAUGUUUGGAGCACUCUAUCACAGUUCCAAUCUAAUUCAAUUUUAGGGUUCUAUGCAGUUCUCAGAAUUUUGGAAAUAUGUUUUUUAUAAUUCAUGUCUGACACGCAUUUUUAACUAGAAAUCUGGGAAAGUAAAUUGGCAUCACUGCACAACUUCUGCGAGUACACAUCGAGUAAGGGAAAUCCUAGUCGUUUAUCCGAUUUGACUUGUCAAAGUCAAAUCGAUGUGACGUUUUGUCUUUGAGCUGCGAAAGGGGGUAGUUUGCAGCCUUUUUUAACAUUUUCCAAUUUACAAUAAAAUCCUCGACAGCCACUCCAAAAUGUCUAAGCUCAUUGCCCAAGCCCCCGUUCUCGCCAACAAGCUCCUGGCCGAAGCCAAACCGAAACUGAACGUGUUUAUGAAGUACGCCAAGGUAGAAUUAACGCCUCCAACUCCCGCAGAUAUACCCCAGAUCAGAGCGGGCAUUGGCAGCAAAAAAUGGCUCCUGGAAAAACCUGACAGUAAAAGAGGCCUGGUUAAACACCCUAGUAGGCAUUGA
Molecule: messenger RNA, 706 nt
Organism: Acanthoscelides obtectus
Lineage: Eukaryota; Metazoa; Arthropoda; Insecta; Coleoptera; Chrysomelidae
Source: the annotation of a GenBank genome assembly